Molecule: messenger RNA, 399 nt
Organism: Chara braunii
Lineage: Eukaryota; Viridiplantae; Streptophyta; Charophyceae; Charales; Characeae
Source: the annotation of a GenBank genome assembly
UCCCUUCAAACUCGGCCCAGAAACGAAACUGGUUAAGUAAAAAUGCAGAUCUUUGUGAAGACCCUGACGGGCAAGACCAUAACGUUGGAAGUCGAGAGUAGCAAUACCAUCGACAAUGUGAAGACGAAGAUUCAGGACAAGGAAGGGAUUCCUCCGGAUCAGCGGAAGCAGCUUGGAGAUGGCAGGAACCUCGCAGAUUAUAACAUCCAGAAGGAGUCCACCCUACAUCUUGUGCUGAGACUUCGUGGAGGAAUCAUCGGGCCUUCGCUGAUGGCUCUUGCGAGGAAGUACAAUAGGAGAAGAUGAUUUGCUGCAAGUGCUAUGCGAGGCUGCAUCCGCGAGAGGUGAACUGUCGGAAGAAGAAGUGUGGCCACAGCAACCAGCUGCGGCCCAAGAAGA